UCAAAACUCACUCUGCUAGGAACAGUCUUCUGUGGGAAUGUGCUGAUUUGGCCUACAGAGGGCAGCCACUGGUUAAAUAUUAAGAUCAUUAUACAGGAGCUGAUACGCCGAGAGCACAAUGUCACCGUCCUAGUGUCAAACGCUUCCCUCUUCAUGACAUCGCAUGAUGAGACAGCAGAGAAGUUUGAGGUGUACUUUGUGCCUUUCGGAAAAAACCACCUUGACUCCUUGAUCAAAGACAUAGUGAACUUGUGGCUGUAUAAUAAGCCAACAGCACUGACCUUCUGGAAGUUCUACAAGGAACUGGAAAAGGUGGUCAACAAAAUGAAUGAGGUAAAUAGACAUUCGUGUGAUGGCGUGUUAGCCAGCCAGGAUUUGAUGGCUCGGCUGCAGAGGGGCAAGUAUGAUGUGCUUCUGUCUGAUCCGGUGUGGUGUGUCUGUGGUGACCUAAUUGCUCUCAAGCUCAGAAUUCCAUUUGUGUACUCUCUGCGGUUCACACCAGCCUCGACUGUGGAGCGGCAUUGUGGGAAGAUGCCCGCUCCACCUUCGUACGUGCCUGCAGCCUUGUCUGAACUCACAGACAAGUUGUCGUUCCGCGAAAGAAUAAAAAACAUAGUGUCUUACCGCCUCCAGGACUACGUUUUUCAGAGUUAUUGGGGAGAAUGGGAUUUGUACUACAGUGAAAUUCUAGAGGGCAGCCACUGGUUAAAUAUUAAGAUCAUUAUACAGGAGCUGAUACGCCGAGAGCACAAUGUCACCGUCCUAGUGUCAAACGCUUCCCUCUUCAUGACAUCGCAUGAUGAGACAGCAGAGAAGUUUGAGGUGUACUUUGUGCCUUUCGGAAAAAACCACCUUGACUCCUUGAUCAAAGACAUAGUGAACUUGUGGCUGUAUAAUAAGCCAACAGCACUGACCUUCUGGAAGUUCUACAAGGAACUGGAAAAGGUGGUCAACAAAAUGAAUGAGGUAAAUAGACAUUCGUGUGAUGGCGUGUUAGCCAGCCAGGAUUUGAUGGCUCGGCUGCAGAGGGGCAAGUAUGAUGUGCUUCUGUCUGAUCCGGUGUGUCUCUGUGGAGACCUAAUUGCUCUCAAGCUCAGAAUUCCAUUUGUGUACUCUCUGCGGUUCACACCAGCCUCGACUGUGGAGCGGCAUUGUGGGAAGAUGCCCUCUCCACCUUCGUACGUGCCUGCAGCCUUGUCUGAACUCACAGACAAGUUGUCGUUCCGCGAAAGAAUAAAAAACAUAGUGUCUUACCGCCUCCAGGACUACGUUUUUCAGAGUUAUUGGGGAGAAUGGGAUUUGUACUACAGUGAAAUUCUAGGUAAGCAUUUAACUCUUUCAGUCCUAUUCUCACUGUUAUUGGAGAAUCUUGAAUUCUCAUCCAAAAAUCUGUCAGAAGAAUGUUCAUGUUGCAAAGACAAAUUCUCAUUAGGAGGAGCCGGAUUUAAACUUGCCCCAUGCAACAUCAGCCCAAUUGCACUAUGCAACGGCAUGUUCCUCACUGAACUUUGA
Molecule: messenger RNA, 1512 nt
Organism: Pelodiscus sinensis (Chinese soft-shelled turtle)
Lineage: Eukaryota; Metazoa; Chordata; Testudines; Trionychidae
Source: RefSeq, a predicted model, not a curated record